Messenger RNA from Neoarius graeffei (lesser salmon catfish), 2825 nucleotides. RefSeq names its product BCL2 like 10 (gene bcl2l10). The transcript is spliced from 3 exons. Bases 88 to 624 code for a protein of 178 amino acids. NCBI's taxonomy places the organism in Eukaryota, Metazoa, Chordata, Actinopteri, Siluriformes, Ariidae. Gene Ontology annotation, cellular component: mitochondrial outer membrane. Gene Ontology annotation, biological process: intrinsic apoptotic signaling pathway in response to DNA damage; extrinsic apoptotic signaling pathway in absence of ligand; regulation of apoptotic process. Gene Ontology annotation, molecular function: protein heterodimerization activity; protein homodimerization activity. The record is from RefSeq and is a predicted model, not a curated record.
ACAAGAAGUGGAGCACGGCGGUCUCUUCCGGUUUGAGCUCGCAGUGUUGUUGGAGUGCUGCUGUGGCUGUCGCUGGGAGGCAGGAAAAUGACUUGUUGGUUAAGGAAAGAGACUCUGGUGCUGGCCAGUGACUACAUCGACUUCUGCACCGGGGUCCAGCGGGCGCCUCCCAGCGAGUCGGCGGAGAUCAUGCGCCGUUUGGCGAAGGAGCUGGAGCUCCAGUACAGGUCCCAGUUCCUGUCCAUGUCACACACGUUCCUUUCAACGUGUGGCUCAAACCCAGAGCCGAACGCCUGCCUGCACAGCGUCAUGACCAUGCUGGUGGACGACGGGAAGCUGAACUGGGGACGCAUCGUCUCGCUGUUUGCGUUCACAGGUGUCGUCGCGACGGAGAUGUUCUCCAGAGAAGACGGAGUGGAGAGCUGCAGGAGGCUCGCCGAGACCAUCGCGGAUUACCUCGGGGGAGAGAAGAGCGACUGGCUGCUGGAGAACGGAGGAUGGGACGGCUUCUGUAAGUUCUUCCGCAGCGCCGCUCACGUCAGACAGGACUCGUCCAUGAAGACGGCGCUGUUCGCAGCGGCAGGUGUCGGCUUAGCAGGACUGACCUUCCUCCUGGUGCGCUGAGCCCCGCUCCUGCCCCGCCCUGUGUCCUGCUUUUCUGUUCAUUUCAGUUUUAAACUCCGAGGGGAAACUUCCCUGGACUGUUCCUCCAUCAUCACGUCUGAUGUUCACAACUCUUCAGAAACCACAUGUUUGGGUUUGUUUUUUUAAACGUCACAUGGUGCAGCUUUUAUUUUUGUAGCGAUUGCUCCAUGAGGGGCGUGUCCUCGUUUGGGUUAGAUAACUUUAAUUUGAUUUUGUUCUUCAGGAGGUCUGACUGUGUCAAGUGGCGAACGCCAGUCAGUCUGUUUAUACGACAAUCUUCAGCAGCGUCUCGUGUGUGUGUGUGUGUGUUUACAGAUUACUUUGUCUUGUGUGCAGUUUUUUCCUCUUCUCUCCCUCCCUCCCAAAAAGAAAUGGGGGGGAGGGGGGGUUAACGAUUAAGGUGCUAGGUUCAAUCAUUUGCAACUCUCUUCUCCUCCCCCCACUUUAGAUAUUUAAAAAAUAUUGGCCGGGUUUUUUCAUGGUUUAUCAGAUAUAUUCCAUUCAUGAGGCGAGGAGGAGUCGCUGAAUAGAACAUCUGAUAGACCACAAAAAAAGCCGGCCAUUCAUUCCUUCCAGGUGUUCAGCGUGUCUUCUCAUUCAGCAUUCUCUCAAUCUUCCAGAUUUAAAGAAGGAAAUUGGGUAGAGUGCCGUAAUAAACGUAGGACAAGUGAUAUAACAAUAUUGCAUGCUGUCAAACCAAAUGAAUGAAACCAGCUAUAAGGGACUAGAACAUGUUAUUCCAUCUAAAAAGUUUCCUCUGUGUGUAAUUUUAUUUAUUUUACCAUCAGAACAAAAAUUGUAAUUUUUUGAUAAUUUCCCUAUUUAGAUAAAUUUGUAUUUUUGUUAUUUAUUUAACACUUUUUUUCUUAAUAAAAGUUUGCUCUCAUUAAUCUGUGUGUUGCUUUAGAAACGAUUCUGAACCCAAAUUAGCCGAAGCGUUGCGACCUUUAAAGUUUCUAAUCUGAAUUUCUUCUGAAAAGGGAAUUUCAGCCAAAACAAACCACACGAGUUGAGAAUGACCCCGUGCUCUUUAGAGCUCAUGUUCAUCUACAGUUACUGAAAUAAAAGCCCCGAGCACUUCACUCUUUAUUUAUUUUAUACAUUUCCUUGUUUUGUUUCCCUCCCAUAGCUUCAACACACUUCAAAAUGUAUUUUAUUAAUCUAAUACGGGGAAAUCCCAGUGUUCCAGCAGCAGACAAGAGUGUUAAAGCAAAUUAAAGUGUGUGUGUGUGUGUGUGUGUGUGUGUGUGUGUGUCCCCACCCUGUGUAAAGAUUAGUUAAGAAUGGUUGGUUAGAAAAAAAAAAUCCACCUUUUGAAGUCAUUUCAUCUCACGCUGGAAAAAAGAGGAGAAUCCAAACCUUUAAUUUGGAGAAAAACAAAUCGGGGAAUAAUUUAAUAAAAUCAUGUGGCACUAUUAUUGGCACCCCUGUGUUUAAUACUUAAAAAGGAUAUUUUUCCUUUUUAUUAUUUUUAACAUGGGAUCACUCCGUUCAUCACUUUGGGGGGGAAAACUUGUUGAUUCUGGUGUUUGAGGAUCUCAGGCUGAGGAACUACAGAAUCAUCUUCCAGUGCAGGUAACCUGAUGAAGGGUCUUCAUGGUGUUUAAUAGACCGUGUGAGGACUCGUGCAGUAUCACAUGGCCUGAAGGUUAGAGAAACAGCCUUGGGCCCAAAGGGUUGCCGGUUUGAUUCCCAGACUCGGCAGGAGAACUGUGAAGGGAGUUGAGUGAAUCUUUCCCCUCCCUCUGGAUCAUGGCUGAAGUGCCCUUGAGCAAGGCACCGAACCCCCAACUGCUCCCCGGCCGCUGUCGCAUCGCUGCCCACUGCUCUGGGUUAAAUGCAGAGGAGGAGUUUCACUGUGCUUGAGUACAUGUGAUAAAUAAAGGCUGCUGCUUCUUCGUUGGAGGGGUGUGGUCAUUAAAAAUGACUCCCACAUCAUUAUUGUGCUGGAAGUUGAAAUGUUUCUUCAGCUACCAGAUGCCUGCAGGGUUUGGUCCAGAACAGAUUGGUCAAUGAUUCCCUUUAUCCUGACUACAGCCCAGUUCCAGCUGAAGAGAAGAGAAGCAGCUCUAUAGUGUGAUGCUGCCACCACCAUGCUUCACUACCAGUGAUGAGCUCUUUUUUUUUUUUUUUUGCUCCAACCAUUCAGUGUCUGUAAAGUUAUGUCCAAAAAGUUCCUU